AUGAUCCGGAAUAACCAGGAAUCGUUUUCUUUGGGUAAUCUUCAUGAUGACAACGAAGUUUUAAUUUCGUCAUUCCUCGUGAAGAAGCCCACGCUGAACACCUCAUCGUUGGACGAUCAAAACGAGACAUCAAAUAACCACCGGCAUCACAACAUACCAUGGAAACCUAAUCACAGAUAUUGGUGCGUUUUACGAAGGGGUCAGUUUAGUUACUAUAAGGAUGAAACUGAGAGGAAGCCUGAAAAGGUAAUUCCAAUAAGCGACUUAAUUCACUGUAGAAUCUAUGACGGUAACAAGUUAGAUAUAUAUACAAGGAAUAAGACGCUUCGGUUUAAAGCAGAGGAGCCUAAUUGGGCAAAAAGAUGGAUGGAAUCAUUUAAGCUACUGAUACACGGAGAUUCAAAUGGAACUAUACCUGCAACGCCUACAAAUGGCCUCGUUUCUCCAUUAUCGGAGGGUGUGGGGGCAUUAGAGAUUUCAAAUAUGGCAAAAGCGGUGUCCAGCAGUCCUGGAGAUAUUGAUGAUGAUGACAACGACGAUAAUGAUGCUGAUUAUGAUGAUGGUUUUGAUGUUAUUUAUCAAACUAAUGCUGAAAUGGGUGGUUCUCAUUUGGGCAGUCACCAAGGACAAGCAGCAAAUGAGAAAGAAAUGGCCAUGAAGGUUUCCAGUGUUAAUAAUACUAAUAUUCUACAAGAGGAUGCAGAUUUUUAUGAAGCAUACAAUCCAAAGAAUGACGAGAAGUUGAUUCAAAGUGGAAUAAUAUAUGGGCAAGUAAAGAAUACUAUUCGUCGAAAAAAGUGGAAACAAUUCUGGGGUGAGUUAACGAAUCGUCGGCUAAAACUAGUCUCAGUGAAUACAGAUACUUUGUAUGCCAUUAUCGAUUUAAACGAAGUUGUUGACUGUGUGGAAUUGGAUGAGGACGAUCCCUACUUCGCAUUAAUUGUAAGUAAUAGGCGUUUGAAGUUUAAGGCUAGAAACGAUACAGAGAUGAUUGACUGGAUAAUUCACAUCAAAAGCUCCAUAUUAGUUAGACAAAGAAUCUCUCAUACAUCAUCACAAUGA
Messenger RNA from Eremothecium cymbalariae DBVPG#7215, 1062 nucleotides. It is a transcript of the gene OPY1, whose product is annotated as Opy1p. The record is from RefSeq and is a predicted model, not a curated record. The coding region runs from base 1 to 1062 and encodes 353 amino acids. Lineage: Eukaryota; Fungi; Ascomycota; Saccharomycetes; Saccharomycetales; Saccharomycetaceae. The transcript has a single exon.